Taeniopygia guttata (zebra finch) is the source of this 5613-nucleotide messenger RNA. RefSeq names its product E3 ubiquitin/ISG15 ligase TRIM25. NCBI's taxonomy places the organism in Eukaryota, Metazoa, Chordata, Aves, Passeriformes, Estrildidae. The record is from RefSeq and is a predicted model, not a curated record. Gene Ontology annotation, molecular function: zinc ion binding.
AGGGAUGUUUGGAAUGCCGGGGCAGGCACAGCUCCCCCGUGCCAGCCGUGCCCUGUGAGGGCUCCCCAGGCUGCAGAGGUGGCACUGGUUUUAUCCAGACCCUGGGCCAGGGAAGCUGCCGGGCUGGGGAAUCCCAGCAGCCCAAAAGGAGCAGCUCUGCGAGGUGCUGAGCUGUGCCACUGCUGGAUUUUGGUGACUGGCACCGAUUCAGGCCGCAGCUCUACACCUGCCUGUCCCCAGCACAUCUGUGGGAGCCCAGUGUGGGUCCCCCAGCCUGGGCACAGAGCUGGAACCUGCCUCCCACCCCAAAGCCAGCCCCUCGUCCCUGCCACUGCUGCAGCCAGAGUGCAGAGCUGAUGGGAAGCCCAUUCCCUGCUGCUUUCCAAAACCAGCAGGCAUCAAGGCCACCAAAGAGGAAUGUUUCUGAGAUACAUCAGGCACUGUGAUGCCAGUAGUGCCCAGACAGAUGAAAACAUGAAUUUGGAGGGGGGAAAUGUGGGAAUGCAGCAGGCACAGCCAGUGAUGGGGUGCCCGGGGUGGGCACACGUGGAGCAGAGAUACAGGAGUGGGGUCCCAGGGGGGAGAACAAGGGAAGGGUCUGCAGGAAGGGACAGACCCAGAGCUGACAUUUGUCCUCCCAGCCCGACCUGUGCCUCCAACACUGCAUUCCCAGGCAGGCAGCCUGCUGGAAAAUAAGGCCACUGCUCUGUUUAUUGAAUACAAUUGUUUCUCGAGGGUAAUUCCUGCAAGCAGACCUAGAGUCUGUCUGAAGGGAACUCUUGGUGAAUGUGGACAUCAGUUCAACAGUUCCCUUGGUCCCAGCAAUUACUUCCAACCAUUUGGGAAAAAACCCAGCUGUCCUGUUUUUAUUUUGGCAGAACUUUGUGAUAAAACAACUCCUUUUCAUACAGACAGGCGCUGUUUUGGAGUAGCUCAUGUGGCUGCUGGAAGGGAGAGAGCAGUGUUAUUUAUGUCCCUGCACGGUGUGCCUCAUGGGAGGGGAAAAUCAGUCACUCAGGAGCUUUUGUGAACAGGGACAGCUUUGGUCACUGCCUUGGGCUGGCUGGCACCUGGCAGUGUGGGCAGCUCACCCCAGGCUGUGCUCCUGACCUGUGUGGAAUGCCCACUGGGUGGACUUCAUUUCACUGCCUGCUGAGCUGUCCUGGGCUGCUUUUUGGACUCUCAGCUCCCACUGUGCCCUGAGCAGUGGCACCUGACACCAAAUCCUGCUCUGGGCUCUGCUGGCACGGGAGCAGCCUGACAGGAACCUCAGCUUUGUGCCGCACAAGGUCUGCCCAGGGCUCUGGAGGCUGCACUUAGUAACCCACACAAUGCCCACGCAGCAUUUAUCAGUCCCAGGCUGUUGUCCAGCUCCAUCCAGGUGUCUUUGCAGGGAGGAACAGCUUUGGUUGCUUUGCCCUCUGGCUGCUGGUCCAGCUGUGCCAGGCUCCCUGCCCACAAGGAUUCUUCCCAGCUUUCCUUCCUGCCUCAUUUCCUGACCCAUCACAGCAGGGCUGGACCUUCUGCCAUGCUGCCCCUGCAGUGUCCAAGCUCUCAGCCUCGAGCUGCUGCAAGGACUUUGUCCUGCUGUCACCGAAAAUGGGGAGUUAAACUCUCUAACACUACAAUUUCAAGAUUAGAACGUGGCAAUGUUUUAUUUCAGCCCCAGGCAGGUGGGGCAUAAUUCCCUAUUACACACACCACACCUUGCUCACAGACCAGCUUUAUGUAGCUUUUACAUACCCAGUACAUUUCCCCAGACUCAUACCUAUAUGCUAAACACUCCCUGAAUUUUUUGCAUGUUUAAAUCACUUCUCAGAGUUUAUUUUCAUUGGAGAGGAGCUCUUAUGAGGGUCUUGGGUAGUCGUUUGGGGAACAUCCCAUUUCUCCAACUAUUUUUUGGUCACAGAUUAAAAAUGCUUCUUCUCUUUGAAUGCAUCCCAUUGCUGGUGUGAUAAAUACAUUUUUUAUUCUUGACUUUACACAAAUACUAAGAUGAAUGCUCUAUGUAUACUGUUAAAAUAACUUUGCUUUUAUUUCUGCUAUUAACAAAAAACUUAGACACAGUAGUAGUUACGAGUGAACUGUCUUUUGGGUCGGGAUAACAUCCAGCGAAGAUGUAAUGAGGAGCCUGCUAUCGAUAUGCCAACUAUCAGCAUCUGCCAUUUGAAGGAAGUAUGUGCCAAGGCCCAGACUGGAAGUGAUAAGGAGAAGGAGCCAAAACCACAGCCAGGAAACACACAUGCUCUAAAAAAGCGGACCCAAGGAGGGGCCAUGCAAAAUAGUUCCUGGAAUAUGUGAACUAGUUGACAGGAAAAUAUGAAUAUAUAUAAGGAUCUAUGAGUAUGCAACAAGCUGAUGUAAUGGAAAAGGUAUUUAAGGGGCGUGCCUGAAUGUAAAGGUGUGCUCUUCACUGGUGCCAAGAUGCACCACACUUUGCUUUACUGUCUUAGUCUCCUAUUGUACUUUAUUAAACUUUUUAAAUUUUCACAGGAGAGUGAAUAUGUUUUUCACACUGUGGUCUGACCAAGAUAUUAGUUUCUAACCAAGGUAUUAGUUUUACCAGUAUUGCUCAGUCUUUAUGGCUGAGAUAACACAAGGCACACAGGACAGAGCCUGUCCGGUAAACCAAAAGGACUUCCAAAAGAUUUAAAUGAACACAAUUUAUGGCAACUUUUUUAUCAACACUGAGACAGCCAACGCUCCUAGCCAGAUAGCCCUGAGAAGCAGGAAGCUGCAGAGAGGGGAAGGAUGUCACUCCCUUGCAAAAGAGAGGAGCCAGCAGCUUUUAGCCCACGGGGUAUCCUCCUCACUGCCCGCAUUCGGUUUCGUUUCCCAGCGGAGCUCUGCUCCCAGCCCUGCCCGGAGCUGCAGCGCCAUGGCCCAGGCCCAGGCUAUGGCCGGGCUGAAGGAGGAGCUGAGAAAAUAUUAUUAACAUAUGGACUCUGAAUAGAAGAAAAGACUGACUGCUGAAAUCUUGGCCUCAGGCGGAAUUUUCCCUAUAAAAACCGCUUGUGCCAGGAUGGAGGUGUGUGGGCAUGGAGGAAAACCUCUGCUGAGGCUGACUCCUUGUUGCACACCCAGGGCCGACCCCGGGCUCGGCCCUGUUCUUUCCUUGUGGCUGGCUAGGUAGAAUUUGCUUGCAAAAUAAAUAUUUUAUUUUUCAUAUGAAUUUGGCUGGACAAAUUUCCAUUUAUAACACAACUUUAUCUCAGCACUGAGACAGGCACAGCCCCUCCCGCGUGUCCCCUGAGGGAGGAAGCUGCAGAGACGGGCAGGAAGACCCUCCCUGGCCAGGGGGAGGAGGCAGCGGCCUUCAGCCCAUUGGGUUAAAGUUCUGUGCUCGUCACUGCUGUGUUUCGAUUAUUUCCCUUCCCGGCAGAGCUCGGCAAGUCCGGCCUGCCCGGAGCUGCAGCGCCAUGGCCCAGGCCCAGGCUAUGGCCGGGCUGAAGGAGGAGCUGACCUGUCCCAUCUGCCUGGAGAUCUACAAGGAGCCCGUGGCCGUGGGCUGCAGCCACAGCUUCUGCAGGGACUGCGUCAAGCAGGCGCUGCGGGCCCAGCAGAGCCCGGCCCGCUGCCCGCUCUGCCACUCGCCCGUCGGGGAGCUGCGGCCCAACUUCCACCUCCGCAGCAUCGUGCAGAGGUUCAUGGAAGCUCCCGCCCAGCAAGAGGAGGAAAAGCAGGACGGGCAAGGCGAGAAGGAGGAGGUCCAGUGCGAUUUCUGCCUCCAGGACCCCCAGCCCGCGGUGAAGACGUGCCUGAGCUGUGAAGCCUCGCUGUGCCAGGCGCACCUGACCAGGCACAACAGCAAGAAGGACCAGAAGGGCCAUGUGCUGGUGGAGCCCUGCGAUGGGCAGCUUUUGGCUGAGAGGAGAUGCCCCCAGCACGGCAAACUGCUGGAGUGCUUCUGUGAGAAUGACUGGCAGUGCAUCUGCGUCCUCUGCUCUGUCAUCUCCCACAAGAACCACAAGAUCAUCAGCUUGGAGGAGGCUUUCAGGGCAGCCCAGGUAUCUUUUCCUGGGACUCUGGAAACACUGAAAAACCAUGAAGCUGCAGUGGAUAAAGCCAUAGCAAACCUGCUGAAACAAAAGGAGGGACUAAAGACUGAUGUGAGCCAGCGGAGGGAACAGCUGGAGAGCCUGUUCAGGGAGAUGUAUACGGAGCUAGAGAAGAAAAAAGGGGAAGUCCUGAAAGUUCUCAGUGACUAUGAGGAAGAACAACUUUCCAAUAUUCAGGCAGAGAUGAAUAAUCACAAGAGCAUGAAGGAGUUGGCCAGCCAGGAUGUUCAGGAGCUGGAGGCUCUGAGAAAUCAGAAGGACACUCUUCUUUUCACCAAGGCUUUUGCAGUGAUGAAAGGCAGGAAAUGCAGGCCACUUCCUAGCAUGGAUGGUGUGAUGGUGCCAAAGCCACUCAUUACUUUGGAUAAAUCAACAACAGAUAAUGUUCUGAGACUUUUCCAACAAUUCCUGUCAAACAUGGAGGUCUCCUUUAAGCAGCCAUCACCUUGGGGAUGCGGAGCAGCACCUACUGGUCCCUCGAUUCUACUUGGUGGUAUACCCUGCUCUGGAUACACGUAUGGAUCUACCUCUGAUUUUUCUUACAACUUUUUCUAACAAAAUACAAAUUCAGUGUCAAUCAUAAUAACAAUCAUAGCAAGGAGGGAAGACAGAGAGAAAAGCCAACCAAAGCUCUCAAUGCACAGCACAAUUGCUCCCCAUCACCUGCUCUCUGAUGUCCAGCCAUGUUGUGGCCAUCUCCCCCCAGUUCUGGUUAUGGUGUUCUGUGGUGUGGAAUAUCCCUUUGGCCAGUUUGGGUCAGCAGCCCCAGCUCUGCUCCUUCGCAGCUUUUUGUGCACAUCCUCACUGGCAGAGCAUGAGGCACAGAAAGCUCCUUGACUCCGGUCUAGCACUGCUCAGCCACUGCCAAACCAUCAGUGUGUUACCAACGUUAUUCCCUACUGAACCCAAAACUGCCAGCUGCUGAGAAGAGAAGUAACUCUCAGGAAUGGAAUUCUCAUGAUUAAAAUGAACCCAGUCCCACUGGACAGAACUCCAGUACACACAGUGACAUCCUAGAGCUGCUGGGAGGAGGACAGCAGCAAGGAGAGCUGCUGGAAGCUUGGGAUUGUUUGUGCCUGGUUUGAACGCUGCUUGCGAAUGCCUCACAAUAACCUCUGUGAGUUCCUUAGGUUGAAGACAACAACAGCAGAAGAAACACUCUCUCUUUUCAAGAUAUGUCCAUCAAGGCUGGACAUCCUGCUAAGAACUUCAGGCUUGCAGAGACAGGAACCAUUCCUUCCAAGUAUCCCAUCCAUGCUGCCAUCAGCGUUUUGGAGCUCUUGCAGUGAUGUGGGGACAAGGUGUUGUUUUGUAUUUCCAGGCCUAGAAAUGGUGAGCCUUGCACGGAGGCUGUGCUGAGCUGGCACAUCAGAAAUUGGAUUGUGGGCUGCUGUGAGAGGGCAUAUCACAGCACCCCUCCUCUUCCUGCAAGAGCUCUUGUUUUAUUUGUUCUGUUAAUCAUAAUGGAAAUACCAUUAAGUUGCUCGGUUUUGUUCAGCUGUUUCAAAUACUGGUUGGCUUCAUGUUAAUAAAGUCACGUUAUUAGCUUGUUAAA